AUGUCUCAUGAGGUAGUUGAUUUAAGUCCAGGGCAACUGCAUAAGCUAGCCGAUUUGAUCCAUCGACAAGAAGUGGAGAAGCUUCAAGAGCUCCAUUUCAAGUCAUAUGCAGACCAACAAAAGUAUCUCCAUUGUGCCAAAGAUGCCCGUGAUAAGGUGUACCACAUCCUUGAGAGUACACAGGAAAUGAUAACGCAGACUGAGGCCGAGCAGGACGCCACCAAGCAAGAUAUUGCUAAGGAUGUCUAUGAAUACUGCACCAAAGGCAUCGAAACAUCCCUAGAAUUCAUUCGUAGUUACAACACCCAUCUCAACUACCUUGACAAGCUCAAGAGCCACAGUGAUGAUCUCAUCAAGCAGCUAAAGUGGCUCAAUCCAGCCACCCAAGAGAAGAAAGCUCAACGCCUUGCUCUUGAGGCUGGCGUGUAUAAGAAAGCAGCACUUGAGUUUGCCAAAAAGUUUCAGCAUUUUAUCCCAAAUCAAUUCUCAAGAUGGCUCAAGGAAAACAAAAUCAAGUUUGAGGAUCUUGUGCAGAAAAAUAUGGCAAAGCUUGAUUUUCAGGGGCCUUUUAAAAACUUGGAUGAUAUCCAAAAGCUACAGGUAUAUGAAAAUAUUAUUGAGGAAGCAGGACAAGGAAAAUCCGUGGUGACUUACUCAGUUGAAGCUUUGGGAACAGUCGGGGUUGCAUUUUUUGUUUUUACAGCAGCUGCAAUGGUAUGGGACAUAUACACAGCGGAGGAUAAGAUGCAGGCAGCAGUUAGGGAUUCAGUGAAUGCGUUAACUGAAGUAGUUAGCCUUGAGGUCGGUGAGGUAGUUGAUGCUGCUAUAGAAGCUGGAUUCGCAGCGCUUGACAUUGAAAUCGCUUCUGCAGCUGUCACGGUAAUUGGACCAGUCGCCGGAUUUGGAAUUGGUGCGCUCAUUGGGAUGGCUACAAGUGCGCUGCUUGACUUGAUUUUCAGCUCUGGAACUAGCAAGGUGAAGAUCACAGACGGGCUUACCGCUUGCCGUGUGGCUCCCAUGCCCGAUGGUCUCCAACUCGCUCGUCUAGUUAAGCAUAAUUACCCCGACCACUAA
Messenger RNA from Miscanthus lutarioriparius, 1074 nucleotides. Lineage: Eukaryota; Viridiplantae; Streptophyta; Magnoliopsida; Poales; Poaceae. The record is from the annotation of a GenBank genome assembly.